UUUCAUUUUUGAUGAAAUUGAGUCACGAAACUGUAACCAUUGAAUUAAAGAAUGGAACACAGGUCCAUGGAACAAUCACAGGCGUAGAUGUCAGUAUGAAUACGCAUCUUAAAGCAGUGAAAAUGACCCUGAAGAACAGAGAACAGGUACAGCUGGAGACACUGAGUAUCCGAGGAAAUAACACCCGGUAUUUCAUUCUGCCGGACAGCUUACCUCUGGACACCCUGCUCUUGGAUGUGGAACCGAAGGUGAAGUCUAAGAAAAGGGAAGCUGUUGCAGGAAGAGGCCGAGGCCGAGGAAGAGGACGUGGCCGAGGCCGAGGCAGAGGAAGAGGGGGUCCUAGGCGAUAAUGUCUCUCAAGACUACUAUUUCAAAGUAGAGGGGAAGGGAGAACUAAUCCAUGACAGAGGAAGAGUAUGUGGCUG
Messenger RNA from Cervus elaphus (red deer), 425 nucleotides. RefSeq names its product small nuclear ribonucleoprotein Sm D1-like. Bases 12 to 350 code for a protein of 112 amino acids. The transcript has a single exon. The record is from RefSeq and is a predicted model, not a curated record. Gene Ontology annotation, molecular function: RNA binding. Gene Ontology annotation, cellular component: SMN-Sm protein complex; commitment complex; pICln-Sm protein complex. Gene Ontology annotation, biological process: RNA processing; spliceosomal snRNP assembly. Lineage: Eukaryota; Metazoa; Chordata; Mammalia; Artiodactyla; Cervidae.